This is a messenger RNA of Pomacea canaliculata, 2748 nucleotides long. RefSeq lists its product as uncharacterized. NCBI's taxonomy places the organism in Eukaryota, Metazoa, Mollusca, Gastropoda, Architaenioglossa, Ampullariidae. The coding region runs from base 1035 to 2411 and encodes 458 amino acids. The record is from RefSeq and is a predicted model, not a curated record. The transcript is spliced from 6 exons.
CGAAGACCAAAGAAAUCUCGUACUUAUUUGAAAGAUUCUGAUCAGAAUCCCUUCCGUUCAGAAUUUCAGAUUGCAGAAUUAACACCCUCUGGCAUCGGUCUAUGAAAGUUUCCCCAAAACACGUUGCUCGCGUUGACGCACUCUUUCGCGAAUGAAGUCAGAAAGAGUCAGAGCACGACGUCGUCCGUGGCAGAGCAUGGAUGUGUAAUACAAGUUCGUGGUAAGAGCAUGGAUGUGUAAUAAAAGUUCGUGGUAAGAGUCAUCUCAGAUCUUCUGCUGAACGCGUCACACCGUUAGUGAUCCGUAGGUGUAGCAUUCUCUGGAGAGACCGACCUACCUAGAAUCGACGACUAAGCGAUAUCUGCGCAUGUGCUGAAGGUCACAGUUCAUGAUGUCUUUAAAGGUCAUUUCCUGUAAGACUCGAUGUACUGGGGCUAUAAAAGAAUUUCUCUUUGAUCAUUGCAAAACACAAGUGAACUGUUAUUUCAGCGUUCUCUUUGCCGAUCGGCAACUGAAUUAUCUUAACACUGUCGUCUACAGCUUGUUAUUUCGUGCUAACCUGUUUUCUUUUAACAUUUUGGUAGCUUUUAGUUCUGGUCUAGUUUCGAAAUUGAAACUUGAUCCCCAAAACUCAAAAACUAGCUGAUGUCCUCUGAGACCUAUAUAUUUAAUUGUGAAGAUAAAUAGCCAAUACACGUCUUCACUGCAUGCUGCGAAAUAUCUGUCCCAACUUUGUUGAUUAUCUCGAUGACCUCACUGGACGUCGACCGGAAAUCGUCAUUUAUAACACGGGGGACGUCAUCAUUGUUUACAGCAGCCAGAGAUGCCAACGAGUUUAUGCUGCCACUUAUAUUUUUGACUUGUUCACUGAUACAAGACAUAAACAAUGACCAAUAACCAAAAAAAGAACAAAUAAAUACAGCCUACAGAAAAGGAAUUAUCUGUGGUAGGAAAGCAAGUGGCAGUUCUUGGAGAAAAGCAGCUUCCUAGUGAAUGAAGAUAAUGGUGUAUUCACACCAUAAUUUUUUUCUGAGAUGUAUCGAGAGCAUAUAAUGAGCAGGAUCUGGAGACUAACUUCAUGGGCUUUCCCUUGGAAAAUAUCCAACAUCUGGCAAGAGAAAAUUUAUUCUCUUUCAACUAUUCUGAAGAUUUCCAAAUUCAUGUGCCAUACAUCUUUGAAUGCAGAAUACCAUCAAAUUUUACCCAAACACCAGCAGAGUUGGACAUCUGUCUUUUUGCCUACUGCUUGUGAAAGUGUGGAAAGUACCACACAGAUGCAUGGGAAGGAAAAUAGGCUUUGGUUUGACCCAACAUCAAAAGAAAGUCGCUGGAGGGACAAAACUGCUAAUUUUAACAGACAGCCCAUAUGGAUAAAGCGACACUUUAAAAUAGGUGAUGGACAUUUGACCAUUAUAAAUAGACAGCUUCAUGUAACAUCACAAAGAUGUAGCCUAAACAGUCUGUUAACUCAAUGCAGCAGAAGCUUUGUUAUUCCCCCAAAGUAUAUGUUAUGGAGCCCUUGUAGAAGCUACAACACUGGCAAUUUAGACACAGUGGAAAAGCAGCUGUUGUCUUUGAUGGAUAGGUGGGAAAUGGAAGAUGCAGUAUUUUUGUUAAGGCAAUCGGUGAUGAAGGGUGUGGUCCCACACUCAACAGUUGUUCUGAACUUGCAGCAGCAGUUGGGCAACUUAGGGGAAGUGGAGUGUUUGUUAGAGCUUCAUGAGUUUCUUAAGGAACACAAACUGACUUCUGAUACAAUGUUUUUCCAAUGUCUACAAAAAGCCUACUACAACAGUGGUCGUAUAUCUGAAGGAGUUGAGACUCUCCGUCUCCUGUACCACUGCACACGCAAGUUUAGUGAUGUUGAAGUUUUCUUCAGUCUCCUUACAGUCAUGAUACUGCGCCAUUUCCCAGAUCAGAAAGACAUUAUCAUCAGCUUUGUUAAAGAUUUGAAAGAUGCUGAGGUACCUGUCCUCGAACCAGAAGCAGCACUCUGGAAAUGCUACAUAUUCACAGAACAGUGGAAGGAAGCAGAGAAUCUGCUGCUGAGUAAUGAAGAACUGAAAAAGCUAAUACCAGCACAAAUAUCUCGUAUUUGCCAUGGUGUAGACAAAGUGGAAUGUGAUGCUGCAGUUGUCUUAGGAUACCUCCUCAACCUGCCCUUUAUCAAACAGGCACUAAGGGUGUUGGUGGCCAAGACGCUGAUUUUGGAACUAUGUAACAAGAAACAGUGGCAACAUCUUCUUCAGCUUAUGAACCAUAUGAAGACCUUGAACAUUCCAAUCCACACAAGUACUCUUACUUAUGCCAUUAAGGAAAUGCAACACUAUCUGACUCCUCAGUAUGAUGAACAACUUGAAGAACUACAGACUUGGUGCCAUGAAUUGCAGCAAGUACAAGGAAAAAAAUAGGUCUUUGUAAUCACGAUACUUUUAAUGAAUUCUGGUAGACAUUUUCUUGUUAAAGACAUACUUCACACAAAAUUGUAAAAAUCAUUUAACAUUUUAUCUUUUCUUUCAAGCAUGCUGGAAGCCCCUGAGAAACACAUUACUUACCAUGAAAAAGUAACUACGUAAAGUAGCUAUUCUAAUUAAAAUAUCUAAAUGUAUGGGUAAAGCUCAAUUACAUCUGCUACACUAUGGUCCUACAAUCGCUAUUUUAAAUUAUAUAAAAUUUUAUUUUAUUCUGUUUGAACCUUUAUGUUUGUCUUUGCAUAUUAAAUCAGAAUAAAACUGAAUAUAUUGGAGA